This is a messenger RNA of Tarenaya hassleriana, 741 nucleotides long. Its product is annotated as heavy metal-associated isoprenylated plant protein 22. NCBI's taxonomy places the organism in Eukaryota, Viridiplantae, Streptophyta, Magnoliopsida, Brassicales, Cleomaceae. Gene Ontology annotation, molecular function: metal ion binding. The record is from RefSeq and is a predicted model, not a curated record. The coding region runs from base 139 to 591 and encodes 150 amino acids. The transcript has 2 exons.
AAGUGCCCUUCUUCCCCACUUCUUCGUCACUUCACCUAAACCUCUCUCGUCUCCUUCAUCAUUCAAAAGAAUCAACCCUUUUUUAUAUAUAUAUUUUGGAUUCAAGAUUGAUAUCAAAAUUGUCAAUAGAAUCGAAAGAUGGGAGUGGAAGGAACGAUGGAAUACAUCUCUGAAUUGCUGAAGAAAACGAAGAAGAAGAAGAAGAAACAGAUGCAGACAGUGGCUCUUCGAGUGGCCCGAAUCGAUUGCGAAGGUUGCGAACGUAAGAUCAAACACAUCCUCUCCGGCGUCAAAGGGGUGAAAACGGUGGACGUGGACGCGAAGCAACAGAAGGUAACGGUGACAGGUUACGUGGAGCCGAAGAAAGUGCUGGAGGCGGCGAAAUCGACGAAGAAGAAGGUGGAGCUGUGGCCGUACGUCCCGUACACGAUGGUGGCUCAUCCGUACAUAUCUCAGGCUUACGACAAGAAGGCUCCGCCCAACAUGGUUCGCAAAGUCCCCGACACCGCCGCCCUGUCCGAGACCACCGUCGACGACCGUUACACCAUCAUGUUCAGCGACGAGAACCCUAAUUCUUGCUCCAUCGUGUAGAUUUCUUACCACUAUUGAUAUUAGUUUUUUAAUUAUGUAUAUGUAUCAUAUAUUAUUAAUUUUUGGUAAAAGGCAAUCAAUCAUCGUGGUAAGAAUGCUAUUAAAUAAACAUAUAAAUAAAAAGUGAGAAAUCGUGUUUGGUUUCGUGCC